AUGGACCGUGCAUUCGUCUGGAUGUUGUCUGCUGUUAUUGUAUAUUGCUUUUUGUCACCUGCGUCUGGCUGGAAGAGUCUCUUGCAAAGGAUUCCGAAUGCCGACUACGUCACAAAUCCAUGUGACCCGGCGCAGCCAUGGGAAGGUAUAGGACAUGAAAACCCGGCAGGAUACGGAGCCAGGAACCAGUUUGGUAUUGACUUUAAAAAACAUGGAAUGGCUUGGAACCCAUCCAUCUGCGCGACAGACUCAGAUGGAGACGGUCGUACGAACGGGGAGGAACUGGGAGAUAAGGACUGCACGUGGUCGCCUAUCAACAACGUGACGUUGGCGACCGCUGGCGUCACACACCCAGGUAUCUGCGAGCCCCUGGGUUCAGAUAUCUGCAAGAACAGAAACUACUGGCUCAACUGUGCACCAGACUUCAAGUGUGACGUCAUUAAUGAGAGUGACACUAGAAACAUGACCGUCCGAUUCCCUAAAUUGGCCGUGCCGGUGAAGGCGACCACACACUACUGUAUGAUCUUCCAGUUCCCGCAAGAUGGCGACUUCCACAUGGUUGCUACUCAACCGUUGCUUGACAAUAAAAAGGUCAUGCACCACAUUCUCUUCUUUGGAUGUGCAGAAGACCAGCAGCCGGCUCAUGAGGUGGGCGUGCCUUACGAGUGUGAGCUGAACUUUGACCGAGCAUGCAGGGAACAGCUCUCUGUGUGGUUGCUGGGCACUCAGGGACAAUGUGUACACGAGCAUGCUGGCUUUCGGAUAGGACAAAGGGGUUACAAACUUGGGGGAAUACAGGUUCACUGGGAGAAUGUUCACCUGUUACCCACUGAGACUGACAGUUCCGGAAUGACCUUCUUCUACACAGAGCGACUGCGCGAAAACGAUGCGGGUAUUUUAUUUGUUGGACAAAAUUACCUCACAAUACCACCAUCACUGCCGAGGUUUACCGAAAUGGGAAAGUGUCAUUCUGAAUGUACACGGCGGAAGUUCUCAGAAGCAAUUAAUGUGACCUACGCUCUGAAUCACAUGCAUUACCUUGGUCGAGAGAUGAGCGUGCGGGUGUACCGGAGUGACCAGCUGGUGUCCAAACUGACGGACGAACACGACUACCAGUUCGACACUCCACACCUCUACAGUUAUAAUGAACCAGUCAGAAUUCAACCUGGUGACGAAAUCCGAAUUACGUGUGUGUAUGACUCGAUGUCACGUGAUAACAUCACUCAUGCCGGAAGUGGUUAUCAGGAUGAAAUGUGUUUUGGAUUCCUCACGUAUUAUCCUAAACAGGCAAUCAGCGAAGGAUCUUCUUCUUGUGUAUCAUGGAAGGACAUUCCACUAUGUUUGAUGGAGCUAGAGGGUUCUGGUGCAAGCGAGAUAGAAUUUAGUCAGUCUGAUUCAGAAAAUGAUUCUAGCCAUGAAAGUAAUUCUGUCAAUGAUGAAUCUGAUGAUGAUGAAUGUAAUACAGAGACUGUUCAGUGUGAAAGUUUUGACCAUGACUUAGAACCCUCUGAAGAUGAUUUAAGACAGAGAAAGAAAACUGAUGAUUUCUUUGCUCAGACCUGCAAGUGUAAAAAAAACUAUAUGACAAACCAUGCAGUCAAGUUGUGGAUGGAAAGAGAAAACAUAAUAAAGUUCCUCAUCUGCUAUGCAUCUGACAAUGCAAUGCCCCUUCCCGGAAGACUUCCAAACUACCGCAAUAGUAAAGUGUUGUUGUUGCCAUCUGAUAAGUCACAAGCAGACAUUCAUGUGGAAUAUGAAAAAAAUAGAUGGUGCAAGAAGUAUAAGUCUUAG
Molecule: messenger RNA, 1791 nt
Organism: Mya arenaria
Lineage: Eukaryota; Metazoa; Mollusca; Bivalvia; Myida; Myidae
Product: tyramine beta-hydroxylase-like
Exons: 11
Coding region: 1-1791 (596 amino acids)
Molecular function (GO): dopamine beta-monooxygenase activity; copper ion binding
Source: RefSeq, a predicted model, not a curated record